AUGAUACCUGCACUGAAUAAUCCAGAGCAAAGUGGAAGUAAAUCACCGAGCCAUAGUCCAAUUGAGCAGAUUCCAGCAAAAGUUAAAACUCCGGCUAAGGAACGACUUGGGGAAUGGGAAGCAGUUAUCCAAAAGGAAGGAAGGAGUAAUUCCCAAUCCUGGGCAAACAAAGUUGAGCAACAUGAAAAGAGCACUGGUAAGAAAACUACUACUAAAACUAUUUGGGAUAGUUUUGAUAUCUCAAAACUAUUGAAUGCUGGUUUCAAACUGGAGUAUAUGAAUUCGGAUAUUAUUGGGGACCAACAAAUAGGUGAAAUUGAAAGAAUUUGGGGGAAGAAAGGAAUUAAUAAGGUGGUGCUGAUGAAGAAUGGUAUCAUGUUGGUAAGGUUUGACAGUGAAGAGGGAAGAAAUGAUGCAGUACAAGGUGGGUUCUACCACUUUGACAACAAACCUUUUAUUGUCAAAGCUUGGACACCUGACAUGGAGUUUACUAGAGAGGAAUUACAAUCUGUUCCAAUCUGGAUUAAACUGCCAGGGUUGGAGUUCAAGUACUGGAGUCCUAGGGGUUUGAGCAAGAUAGGAAGUUUGAUAGGGAAACCUUUGAUGGUGGAUAAGCAAACAGAGACGAAAUUGGGGCUGAGUUUUGCUAGUUUGCUAAUAGAAGUAAAGGUGGGCAAGGAACUGCCAGACGAAGUUCUAUUCAGGAAUGAAAACGGGAUUGUGAUUACUCAAAAAUUCACAUAUUGGAAGCCCUCUAUUUGUGCUCAUUGUCACAAAUAUGGGCAUGAAAGUGCUAGUUGUAGAAAGAAUAAGAAGCCUGAGAAUGUAGUGACUGCUCCAAAUAAUGAAAAACCAACAUGUCCUGUUGUUGAAAAGCAAGUCAUUGAUGCUAGUAAGGAGCAAGAAAGGACCAUUAUUUCUAUACAACAAAGUGCAAUCAAGCAGCAAGCUAAUAAGCAGAACAGUACCAAUAGGCAACAGUCACCAACUUCUUAA
Messenger RNA from Lycium barbarum (goji berry), 996 nucleotides. RefSeq lists its product as uncharacterized. The record is from RefSeq and is a predicted model, not a curated record. The transcript has 3 exons. Lineage: Eukaryota; Viridiplantae; Streptophyta; Magnoliopsida; Solanales; Solanaceae. The coding region runs from base 1 to 996 and encodes 331 amino acids.